AUGACCCUGUGCCCACCAGAAGAAAAUGUAGGCCCAACUCUCGAUCAUGUCGGUUCAACUUUCCUCAAGACUCCAAAAGCACCAGAAUCAGUAAAUGGGAUGAAAGAAAAAGAUAACUUCAAAAAGCUGGCCAGUCCUGCCUUUCCAUUUAAUGACAAGACUUUGGUGGAAGCAGUAAAAAAAGGAGAUUACCGGGUGCAUUUGUUUUUCCUCUCCCUCUCAUUAUGUCAUACUGUGAUGUCACAAGAGAAAGUAGAAGGUGAGCUGGUGUACCAGGCUCAGUCCCCAGAUGAAGGUGCCCUGGUCACUGCUGCCAGAAACCUUGGCUUUGUGUUCCGUUCCCGCACGUCUGAGACUAUCACAGUGGUUGAAAUGGGAAAAACCAGAGUCUAUCAGCUGCUGGCUAUUUUGGACUUCAACAAUGUGCGCAAGAGGAUGUCUGUUAUUGUGCGGACUCCUGAAAAUCGGGUAAUAUUGUUCUGCAAGGGAGCAGACACCAUCAUCUGUGAGCUGCUUCAUCGUUCCUGUGUAGCCCUUAAUAAAGUGACCAUGGAACAUUUGGAUUAUUUGGUAUACAUCAAAAAGAGACUGGUUCCAGCUGCUGGCAUGAGAAAAGAAAAACAGAUCUAUACAUCUGGGAUCUCUACACCUAAGCAUGGACUAGACUUGGUACACACAAAUAUCUUCCAGGAUUUUGCCAGCGAAGGUCUUCGCACCCUCAUGGUGGCCUACCGAGAGCUGGAUGAUAAAUUCUUCCAGACCUGGAGAAAGAAGCACAAUGAGGCGUGUCUGUCUGUGAAAGACAGGGAAAUUAAAUUAUCAACUGUUUAUGAAGAGAUCGAGAAAGACUUGAUGCUGUUAGGGGCCACAGGCAUAGAAGACAAACUGCAAGAUGGAGUGCCUGAGACAAUCAUCACCCUGAACAAAGCCAGAAUCAAAAUAUGGGUUUUAACUGGUGAUAAGCAAGAAACUGCUGUGAACAUUGCCUACUCCUGUAAUGUAUUUGAGGAUGAAAUGGAUGAGGUGUUUGUGAUUGAAGGCAAGGACAAUGAUACAAUUCUGCAAGAACUCAGGACAGCAAGGGGCAGGAUGAAACCUGAAUCUCUACUGGAAUCAGACCCAAUCAACAUUUACCUAAAGAGGAAGUCCAAAAGGUCCUUCACAAUGCCUGAGGAGGUGCCCUCUGGUGACUAUGGCUUAAUCAUCAGUGGCUACAGUCUGGCUUAUGCUCUAGAAGGGAACCUGGAGUUGGAACUGCUACGAACAGCAAGCAUGUGCAAGGGGGUAAUCUGCUGCCGGAUGACACCCUUCCAGAAGGCCCAGGUGGUAGAGCUGGUGAAGAGGUACAAGAAGGUGGUGACACUGGCCAUCGGGGAUGGGGCCAAUGACGUCAGCAUGAUCAAAGCUGCCCACAUUGGGGUCGGCAUCAGCGGCCAGGAGGGGAUGCAGGCCAUGCUCAACAGUGACUUUGCCUUCUCCCAGUUCCGCUACCUUCAACGUCUGCUGUUGGUACAUGGCCGCUGGUCUUAUAAUCGCAUGUGCAAAUUUCUCAGCUUCUUCUUUUAUAAGAAUUUUGUCUUCACCUUGGUGCACUUCUGGUAUGCUUUCUUCAACGGAUUCUCUGCACAGGCAGUCUAUGAUACCUGGUUUAUCACCUGCUACAAUUUGAUUUACACCUCCCUCCCUGUCCUGGGCUUGAGUCUAUUUGAUCAGGAUGUGAAUGAAACAUGGAGCCUACAUUUCCCAGAGCUGUAUAUCCCAGGCCAGCACAACCUCUAUUUCAACAAGAAGGAAUUUGUGAAGUGUUUAUUACACGGGAUCUACAGUUCCUUUGUGCUGUUCUUUGUCCCCAUGGGAACAAUUUACAACUCAGCACGCAGUGAUGGAAAGGACAUCUCCGACAUCCAGACCUUUUGCCUGCUAGUACAAACCUCCUUAAUCUGGGUGGUCACAGUGCAGAUUGCCCUGCAGACAACCUACUGGACGAUGAUAAGCCACUUCUUCAUCUGGGGUAGCCUGGGUUUCUACUUUUGCAUCUUAUUCUUCCUGUACAGUGAUGGCUUGUGUCUAAUGUUCCCCACCAUCUUUCAAUUCCUAGGUGUGGCUAGGAACACUAUGAACCAGUCACAAUUGUGGCUGGGCCUUAUCCUCAGUGUGAUCCUCUGUAUAAUUCCUGCAUUUGGGUACCAGUUUCUCCAACCACUAAUUUGGCCUCUCAGUGUGGACAAGGUUUUGGACACAAUUCAUUAUGGCAAGAUAUCGCCACCACAAGUUCAAGUCCGGACCAAAGUGAAACACCUAGGCCUGCGACGUUCUGCCUAUGCAUUCUCCCACAAACAGGGCUUUGGGGCCCUCAUCACUUCUGGAAAGACAACAAAGGCCAAGAAAAACAGCUUUCCUCUUAAAAAGUAGAGCCCUUAGGGAAACCCAAAAACAGUCAGUUAUUGUUCUUCCUCCCUUGUAUACAUGCAAUUUAGAAAGGAGGGAUUAGAGUCCCUGGGAACAGCAUAAACCUGCUCCUCCACUCUCAGGACUGGGACUCAGCCUCUUCAUUCCCCAGAAAGGCUGUGCCCAGGUAAGGCAAGAGGUAAGGAAAGAGUCCUCAGAUAUCUGCCAGAGUUGUAGCAUUUCAAGAAAAAUCAAUCUCAGGCUUCCCUUCCACCAUCCCUCUCAAGUUUUAAUCCAGAAAAGCAAAUGUGGAAGUAGAGGUGGUAGAGGGACAGUGCAGGGAAGGAGAAAAAGAAGAUAGGACCUAAGAAUCUUACUUUGGACCCUAUCUCCCAUACCCAGAGCAUAACCUUCCCAGGGGCCCAUAGGAACGUAUUUCCAUCCUAGCACUCACUCUUCUUAGGUUUAUUUGGGAGAUUUAGAGUGAGUAUUUUGCUGGCCCUGAUAGCAAAAGUGGGAGGCAGCUUUGGAGAGUUGGUCUUGAGAAGCCAAAGGAGAGUUUCUGGACUCCAAAAAAGGAUGUGGUUCUUGCUGGGAUAAGUUGCUCAAUAUUUUGCUUUCUUCCCCUCUCUUUUGACCCCUUUGACCCAAGAACUGAUGCAUGAUCAGACCUCAGAACCAGGAUGGGAAAAAUGGAGAGGAUUUUUUUAGAACUCAUGUCUUAGGGGGAUAUAACCAUAAUUGAUGAGCAUCUGUCUUCAUUCCAUAAAAUUAUUUUGAGAAGAAAUUGUAUAUAUUUGGAAUAUUGUUUCUAAGAAGUUUAUGGUAAAAUAAAUUGCAUAUUUUUGAGUGAA
This is a messenger RNA of Marmota monax (woodchuck), 3242 nucleotides long. Its product is annotated as phospholipid-transporting ATPase FetA-like. Gene Ontology annotation, cellular component: plasma membrane. Gene Ontology annotation, molecular function: ATP hydrolysis activity; magnesium ion binding; ATPase-coupled intramembrane lipid carrier activity. Gene Ontology annotation, biological process: phospholipid translocation; Golgi organization. NCBI's taxonomy places the organism in Eukaryota, Metazoa, Chordata, Mammalia, Rodentia, Sciuridae. The record is from RefSeq and is a predicted model, not a curated record. The coding region runs from base 1 to 2412 and encodes 803 amino acids. The transcript has 16 exons.